CCCGUUAAUAUUCAACUUUCGUCGCCAAUAUCAAUGACGAUGCGAGUGGGAACACGGGUCAAGAGAGACACUGUGAGAUUAUACCAGUGGUACUGAGCAAUAUGUGACGUUUCCGCUAAAAUGGCCUUACAAACAUUCUAUCCCUUAUACCACGUUACAGCAGUUGAUGCAGCAGUAUCACAGGUGGUUACUACUCGUAAGCAUGCUAUCAACAUUAAGUGUGAUAUUGUGGCUGAUGAGACCACUUAUUCCAACGGUGUAGGCAAAGGGCAGAUAUAGCUCACUAUGUAAAAGUAUAAGAACAUAAUAAUUUUUAGCUAAGGGUACUGGAGGCUAUUCAUAGUUGCUUAUUUGCUCAAUAAUUA
Linderina pennispora is the source of this 365-nucleotide messenger RNA. RefSeq lists its product as uncharacterized. Lineage: Eukaryota; Fungi; Kickxellomycota; Kickxellomycetes; Kickxellales; Kickxellaceae. The coding region runs from base 121 to 279 and encodes 52 amino acids. The record is from RefSeq and is a predicted model, not a curated record. The transcript has a single exon.